AGUAGCGGAGCGGCGCCCAGACGCGGAGGAUCACACAAGUGACGGGUCCUUCGUGCUCACAUUGUGGCUCGCUGGCCUCCCUUGACCACACACGCCUAUUACCCGCACCUUAACCACUGUAACAGGUAUUUAAGUUGUGCCGAGCGUCUAAAAUAGAAAACAUUUGUAGUGAAACUUAUAAAAGGGUCAGAACCUUCAUCACUGUUGCAAACCUGAGAGAAAAAAGUUUAAAUCUAGACAUUUCUUAUUAAACAUAAACUUUAGUGCUGUGUUCUAAGAUCAAGGAUAAAGUGGACUUCUUAAAAUCUUCGUGUUGUGAAGAUGAUCGACUUUUGACCAUUGCCACAACUCUGGUUUUGCUGAGGCAUGUAAAUUGGGAGGAUGGAGGCGCCCGAGUGAGAGGGGCGUCCCCCACCCACAGAUGGAGGCUGAGAUGAAGACCACCAUCAGGAAAGAUUCUGGCGAAGAGGAGGGCGAGCCUUCAUCGGCGCCAACCACAGCAGACGACGAGGAAAGGUUCAGUGAGAGGUGUUCAAGAGGUGCCCUAAGCAUGAUGCUGGAGGACGACGGAGAAAUGCUGGCGAUGGAGAAGCCGCUAUUGGAAAUUCCUCUGGACGUGCAGGAGGAACUCACACAUGCCAACGACGACAAUAACAACAAGAACUGCCCGGAGAGCGUCAUAAGCCCUCAGGAUAAUGGGCCAUCGGGAGACAUGGAGGUGGUCGAAAGAAAGAUGGUAUUUGGCAUUCAACACGAAACUCUGGACGAGCUUGAUUCGUGUCUAAUGUUCACCAGCGACGACGAAGAGGGCCCCACCGACCUCAUGUCAGCCAUCUGCCGUGUCUUGCCGGAGCUGCAGACCGUGAACCCCGUGUGUGUGAUUCGUCAUUCCGGCUUGAUGUUGACCAAGGGAGGAGACUCCCAGGGACAGGUCAUGCAACAAGGGAGUGACGAGGACACACCCAAACACGCGUCAGAUGACCUUGCUCUCACCCACACCUCGAACGAAGCACAACGACACUGCACGAGCUCACCCGUCCCUGAAUGCGAGCCAUCCACUGGUAAUGACAUUCAGUGUGGAAACUCAUGUGUUGCCGAUGAGCCGAAGAUUGAGGAUGCCCGCCAAGUUAGUGAAGACGCAGACAUUAACAAUGCGUUUCUUCCUUCCUGUCGGUCCUCACAUGCUGAGGUGGGGGAGGCUGCUGUAGAGUGUGUCGACGUGGGGCAGGAACCAACCAUAAAUGUGGUGGAGGAUGAAGCCUUCAAACAGGAGAAUAAAAGAGGUGACAUCCCGACGGCAGGAUCAGAGACUGUGGUUAACUUGGACCCGACGGCAGGAUCAGAAACUGUGGUUAACUUGGACCCGACGGCAGGAUCAGAGACUGUGGUUAACUUGGACCCGACGGCAGGAUCAGAGACUGUGGUUAACUUGGACCCGACGGCAGGAUCAGAGACUGUGGUUAACUUGGACCCGACGGCAGGAUUAGAGACUGUGGUUAACUUGGACCCGACGGCAGGAUCAGAGACUGUGGUUAACUUGGACCUGACGGCAGGAUCAGAGACUGUGGUUAACUUGGACCCGACGGCAGGAUCAGAGACUGUGGUUAACUUGGACCCGACGGCAGGAUCAGAAACUGUGGUUAACUUGGACCCGACGGCAGGAUCAGAGACUGUGGUUAACUUGGACCCGACGGCAGGAUCAGAGACUGUGGUUAACUUGGACCCGACGGCAGGAUUAGAGACUGUGGUUAACUUGGACCCGACGGCAGGAUCAGAGACUGUGGUUAACUUGGACCCGACGGCAGGAUCAGAGACUGUGGUUAACUUGGACCCGACGGCAGGAUCAGAGACUGUGGUUAACUUGGACCCGACGGCAGGAUCAGAAACUGUGGUUAACUUGGACCCGACGGCAGGAUCAGAGACUGUGGUUAACUUGGACCCGACGGCAGGAUCAAAGACUGUGGUUAACUUGGACCCAACGGCAGGAUCAGAGACUGUGGUUAACUUGGACCCAACGGCAGGAUUAGAGACUGUGGUUAACUUGGACCCGACGGCAGGAUCAGAGACUGUGGUUAACUUGGACCCGACGGCAGGAUUAGAGACUGUGGUUAACUUGGACCCGACGGGAGGAUCAGAACCUGUGGUUAACUUGGACCCGACGGGAGAAUCAGAGACUGUAGUUAGCUUGGACCCGACGGCAGGAUCAGAGACUGUUGUUAACUUGGACCCGACGGCAGGAUCAGAGACUGUUGUUAACUUGAAUGAGAGAGAAGACAUCAUAACAGACGAGAUAAAGGAAGUCACAGAUGAAAAAGCCCCGAAUGAAAACAUGGAUAGUGGACUGGAGAGUGAGAGGGGGGACGAGAAUAAAGGUCAAGGUGAGACAAUGAAUAGCGGAGAUAUUUCAAGUCCUGAUAUACAAAUGAAGCUUGACAAAGAAGCCAGCGGUGAAGAACUGGUUACAAAUUACACAGGUACAAUCAAGGACUCUGAAACAGGAGACCCAAAUACUCCAAUAGGUGCUCAAAAUAACAUUGUACAGCCAGAACCGGAGAGCAGCAUGGAACCACAUUAUGCCACAGUGAUGGAGGUUCGACCCGUACCCUUGGUGAAGGACGAGGGAGACGAGCACAUGAACAGCCGAAGUGAGUUAUUAACGAGUGACAGUGCCAAAGAUGUGGUUGUGAGGGAAGUUCCCAACCAUAUUUACGAGUGUCCAAAUGAGGUGAAAGAGCACAGACUCAGUAGCAGUAGCAGCACCGCCGGGGAGGAGAAAAGUGAUGAUGGCAGCUCUACUGACUGUAACGUGGAAACUAAAAUUGAAAGAACCGUGUGUGAACUCCGGGAAAAUUAUAAUAAGCUGCUCGGGGCUCCCGAGCCAAUCUAUGAAAGCAUCGACGCUAAGAAUGAAGGAAAUGGCAAUAGGAAUGAGAGAAGCACCCGCGACUGUGACUCGCGGUCGAGCAGGUCGAGUCGUUCCAGUCGCUCGAGCACCCUGAGCGGCCCCUGGUGCGAGGAGCGCAUCUAUGAGGAUAUAUCCGACCUCGGGAGCGGCGGCGUCGGCAGCGGAAGUGGUGGUGGGGGUGGUGGCAGUGGCGGUGGCAGUGUCGGCGGUGGUGGCAGCGAAGAGACGUGGGUGUCACGCCGCCUCCACGUGCACCGUCAGUUGUCGUCCUCAGACUCGUGGGGCUCUGAGGACUUCGAGUCGUACUCCAGCAACGAGGAGGAAAACGGUGGAGGAUCAGUGAAGACGCAGGCGCCAAACCUGGAGAACUUCAAGCAACGUCUGUUGAGAAAGAGAGAACAGUGGCGAGAGAGGCGGCAGUCUAGCAAAAGUCUGAAGGAUGGCACACGAAGGGAUUCAAAAGAGGACCAGUCAAAGGAAUCUACUACUAAAAUUGCAGAGGACAAUCCUCCACCCACACCAGACAAUAAAUUGUACAGAUGGUUUUCCUUGCGCAAGAGUGUCAAUUAUGAUGUGGAACGACGUAGCAGCACGAUUGCCAGUACAGAGCGCACUAGCUCCUACACUACCAGCAAUGGUACCAAUGCCAAUAGUAAUAACAGGAUGCCAAAACUUUUGGAAGAGGCAGACACUGAACAUGGUGGGCUAUUUUCUGAGAACGGGGGAGUGUUUGCACACACUUUUCAGCGCAGACACCAGCCCCCAACCUUACCACCUAUGCCACAAAGCCUCAGUCCAGAACAGAUUAAAAGGCGACAUAUUGUUGCAUCUAUAGUUCAUAGUGAAAACAAUUAUGUAGCAACUCUCCAGAGACUAGUCAAUGACUAUAAAAAACCUUUAGAUGACUCAAAACCACCAGUUCUCAAUGCGGCCAAGCUUUCUACAUUAUUUCAUAGACUCUCGGAGAUUCUUCAGUGCCACACUUUAUUCCGUAUUGCCUUGGCUGAAUGUGUACGGCAGUGGGAUAGAGAAGAAAAGAUAGGAGAUGUUUUUGUCGCUUCUUUCUCCAAGGCCAUCGUCUUGGACAUUUACAGUGACUUUAUUAACAACUUUGCACGUGCCAUGGAAGUUGCAAAACAAGAAUCUAAAAAAAAAUCUGCUUUUGCUGAUUUCCUGAAGAUGCGUCAGAUCACUUCGCCUGAUCGACUGUCAUUCUUUGGACUUAUGGUGAAACCUGUCCAGCGCUUCCCCCAGUUCAUCCUCUUUCUCCAGGACCUCCUAAAGCAUACCCCUCAAGGGCAUCAUGACCGAAUGUCACUGCAGUUGGCUCUUACACAGUUGGAAUCACUAGCAGAGAUGCUGAAUGAAAGAAAACGUGAAGCAGAGCAGUACCAGGCUUUCCGUGACACCCUUAAGCAUAUCAAUACCAAGUUUGCCUUGCGUGGAAUACAGGAAGGGAGCCGUUAUUUAUUACGACAGGAUGAUGUUCUGCAGCUGGAAUUCAACCAAAGUGGCCUGAUCAGCAAGAGCAAAGGACGCAGACUCUUCCUCACCAAUGAUGUGAUCAUCUGCGUGACAGUAGUGCCAAAAACGACUGAUGAUUAUGGCCACCAGAAUGAGCGACUUUCCCUUAAGUGGGCCUAUCCUGUUACAGAUGUUGAGAUUCAAGACACCAGCUCAUCUCCAACAUUAAGUCGAUUACUGGCCUCGGGAGUCAGUAAAACAGGAUCUAUAAAUUCAGCUCGCAUUCCAGAGGAAACUUUGGGUCCAAAUGUUGAUAACUUGUGCCAAGAAAUGAAUGAUCUCAUGCAUGAUUAUGAAGUAGUUUCCAGAAUCUCGACCCUUGUGUCAUCUCUUAGAGGUACCUAUGAUGGAUUGACUGCAGAACACCUACAACAAGUGUCAAGCAGCAUCCAGAGAGCUCUACACAUUAGAGAUGAGCAAAUGGCAUGGGUAGAUGCUUGCUGUUUGCAAUUUACAGUCAAGAACAAAGAAGGCCGUGAAAAGGAGACCCUCACUUUCCAGACUAACAAUCCUGUUAUUAAGAAGGAUUGGAUUGUAGAACUGCGAUUAGCACAACUGGCUCUUGAUAGCUCCAAUUCUCCGGCAUGGGAUGUACCAGAACAGGAAAAGCGACCCUCUACUAAAAUGCCACUUUUUGUAAAAACGCUUCCAGUCUUUUCCUCUCCUCAUGACACGGAGGUUAAAUGUGGGUGCUGCUACACAGUGACGCUCUCACGCCCAAGUAGGUUGUCAGGAACAGGUCGUCACCACACGUACCUGUGGUUGUGUUCCAGUGAUGGCGUCUCCUCACACAUCACCAUCUACCUCAUGCAACAGGUUGGUCUAAGGGAGGUCAUUCGUGUUGACAUGGUUGAAGUGUGUGUGACAUCAUUGCAGCAUGUCCCUGGUAUCACCACUACUGAUGAGCCCUCAUUGCGAGCUCACACAGUUUGGAUGGGCACACACUCGCACAGAUUAUUGGUGUACAGUGGAUUAGACCCAGAGCGCCAAACUGAAUUAGGUGCCACUACUGUGCCAGCUGCCAUUACAACUAUCAAAUAUCACUGUGACCAGGUGUAUGUAGGUUUGUGCAAUGGGUGUGUUCAAGUAUUUCGGCGAGGUGCUGAUGGUGCCUGGCAAAUACGUGAACCUCUGAACAUUAAUCUUGGCACGCAACUAGUCUCGGCACUCCUUCCAAUCAACACCCAUGUUUAUGCUGCUUGUGGGGACCAUGUGCAUGUCAUUGACUGCUUUACAGCAGAAGUUACUAAGAAAUUCUCUGUACAUCACGAAAGUGCAGGAGGUGUACAACUGAUGGCACAUUCUGGCAUUGGACUAUGGAUUGCUCAGCAGAACACUUCAACUAUCUGUCUCUAUCACACAGAAACCUUUCGCCAUCUACAAGACAUCAAUGUUGCUUCAAAUGUUAAUCGUGUGUUGGGUGAAAGAGGUAUUGCUGCUUCCAAUGUUAAUGUGACAGCAUUGUUAGCCUCAAGGGGUCUUCUGUGGGUGGGGACAAAUGUAGGUGUUGCACUUACUAUACCCCUACCACGUUUAGAGGGUGUACCAAUAAUCAGUGGACGUGCAAAUAUUAGUUACCAUGCUCAUAAUGGACCUAUAACUUUUCUUUUAACACUACAACCUCAUGCCAGACCACAGGCUUCUCUUCCCGAUUUGCGACCUGGUUCGCGCCCAUCUUUACAAGAUAACCACAGUCAAUCACAGCAGCAAGAUGGUGCUCGGACUCAUGUUUCUGAUGAAAUCCGAAGCUUUAUGGCCACACCAACACUUACAUCACGACUUGAAAAACAGCAGAGUGAUGGCAGUCUUGUACCACCAAAACGUGUACCUCCUCGUUUGCGGCAACAGCUUAGUUCCCCCGUGAUACUGCGGCGUAAACCACGAGAUGCCCAGCAGCAUGUGCGUCGCCUUUCCAAAACACUACCCCGUGGUUUAGGGCUUGGAACUCUUGCAGGUAGUCAAGAGUGUGAUGUAUAUGGCCUUUAUGGAGAUUUAUUAAAUGUUCAUGAAUAUGAAGAUGAGCCCUUGGUAAUUGGAGAAGGGUUUUUGCUGUCCCGUUAUGACUCCAUGCGUCGUAGUGACCCAGAACUGGCAGUUCCUGCUCAAGUUAGUACGUUGGAUCGGCGGGUUAGACUUAAAGCUUCACGUCCUCGUUCCUUGGAUUUGUCAACCUGGUCCAUGGAUUCGAGGGCUUCCUCUGCUUGUACCACAUCCUCAGGGUCAGAAGAUGGUACUGGUGGUAUGAAUACUGUUAUUGUCUCAAAUAAUAUAUCUGCAGCUACACACGACUCCAUACCUCUAUCGGGAACAAGUGGUGGCACCACGAGCAGGUCCACCAUAUCUGGACGUCGCAAAGAAAACGACCAAUCACGCACACUAAUGACACUGAUGGGUGGACGUGGCUACAUCAAUUUGAGGCAGUUCCAAGAUGUCCAACCUCCAUACUCCAAUGACAAAGAUGCACAUAUUGUCGUGUGGGAGAUGAAGCUUUAACCAAUCUUCUGUAGACCUUUACUUCUAAUAAAUUAUUUAUCUUAUUUUCCCAUACUUUCUACAAACCCUGUGCAAUUGUGAUAAGUUUUGUGUCCAUACUUAGAAUGAAUCUUGUAUGUUACAUAUUUAGACAAGUGAAAAUAGCUUGUUUGACUCGUUAAUGGUUUAUGUCAAGCUUCCAGCACAAUAAUAUUUGAUGUCUGUAUAUUAUAUAAAGGCUUAUAUCAAGGCUGCUUUAUAUGAAGAAAAUAUCUAUUUACAGUAACAGUAUAUUGCAGGAUGUUAGUGUAAAUAUCAGAUGAGCUGCUAUUUUAAAUACAUUAUUUUAGUCAAUACUGCAGACCUUGUUAACCUGCUAUGAAAGUAUUGUAUAAGUGUAUGUAAUAAAAGAUAUUAUUUUGAA
Procambarus clarkii (red swamp crayfish) is the source of this 7325-nucleotide messenger RNA. RefSeq names its product rho guanine nucleotide exchange factor 10. The record is from RefSeq and is a predicted model, not a curated record. Gene Ontology annotation, molecular function: guanyl-nucleotide exchange factor activity. NCBI's taxonomy places the organism in Eukaryota, Metazoa, Arthropoda, Malacostraca, Decapoda, Cambaridae. Gene Ontology annotation, biological process: positive regulation of stress fiber assembly; actin cytoskeleton organization.